GCGUCCGCUAGUCGACGAGCUAAAUGGGUUGAUGGAUAAUGGCAUUGUAAUAGCCAAUAAGCCAAUCGAAAUACACGUUAGAGCUUUCAUCGCGGACUCACCAGCACGAGCAUUCAUAAAAGGUUCAGUUUACUUCAACCACACACAUGGUUGCCAAAAAUGUACGGUGCAAGGAAAAUAUCACAGCGCACACCGAGUUACAUGUUUCCCGGGAAUGGAUCAUCCAGCAAGAACGCAUGAAGAUUUCGUCCAAUCAAAUUAUGGAGCACAUCAUCGGGAAAAAACGCCUCUCAUGGAUCUUAAGAACUUUGACAUCAUAAAGCAGAUUAUUAUAGCAGAUCGUUUGCACCUCUUUGACUACGGCGUAACAAGAACAAUGCUGAAAGGAUGGAAAUCAGGCAAAUUAGGAGGGGUGCCAAGUGGUCUGAAGACACAAUAAGCAAGAUUGAUGCUUUGCUGAAGGAGGUGGAACUUCCUUUAGAGUUUCAUCGCAAACUCCGUUCUGUUGAAGACAUUGGAUUGUGGAAAGCUAGUGAGUUCCAAAUGUUUCUACAUUACGCGAGUUUUAUCGUUUUGAAGGAUGUAUUAACAGAUGUACAGUAUGACCAUUUUAUGAAAUAUUACUGUGCGGUAACAUUGUUAUCAUCCGAAGUGUAUAAGAAUGAUUGGCUUGAGGCGAAAUGCUUGCUAAAAGAGUUCGUUUUAGACUAUGGUGUUAUCUACGGGGAACAUUGCAUCACCAGCAAUAUACAUAGUUUGUUGCAUGUGUAUGAUGAUGUAGACAAAUUCGGCCCGCUUUACACCAUUUCAUC
Molecule: messenger RNA, 812 nt
Organism: Anopheles merus
Lineage: Eukaryota; Metazoa; Arthropoda; Insecta; Diptera; Culicidae
Exons: 2
Coding region: 32-439 (135 amino acids)
Source: RefSeq, a predicted model, not a curated record